Messenger RNA from Paramuricea clavata, 2976 nucleotides. NCBI's taxonomy places the organism in Eukaryota, Metazoa, Cnidaria, Anthozoa, Malacalcyonacea, Plexauridae. The record is from the annotation of a GenBank genome assembly.
GAGAAAAAGGCAACGACCUCACGAAACGAGUGUACUCAUUCCUAACGGCGAGCAAGGGCACCGCAGAAACUGCCGAUCCUGUCGAAGCCGAGCUGGAAAAGUCAAUGGAAAUCUAUUGGCCAACGAUGUCGACGUGACGAGUAAUAACAUCUUUAAUGAGCAGUUUUGCCUAGCUGUGUCGACACCAGCGAGGGUUCUCAAACCGAUUGAUAGGGGAGAGGCUGCGAAAGAAUUGAGAAAUUGUCAUUGGGAACACGAGGAGGCCAUUUCUAAUCUCGAAAGUACAAAAGCUAGCUCGGAGCCAACAAAUGAAAAUUUGCAUAGAGGAUUACCGAUUUUGCAUACGGCGAAAAAAUCACAUAGUCCCUCAGGAAGCAUAGACAAAAGCAACAAUGGUGCCUCUGAAAUUAGACUAUUGAAAUCUAAGCUUGAGAAAUUUGCCGAUAAUGUUACAACCAAAUUAACAGAUCUCGCAUACAAAUUAAACAGCAUCAAAGAGAAUAGGCCAUACUCAAUCGCGGUGUUAGAAAACGUUAUUGAAGAGCUUAAGAAAGAGAAAGUUGAUCUAUGCAAAGCCAAUGAUGAACUCAGAAAGCAUAAUACUAGUAUGACAUAUACCAUAACGGAGCUGAGCAUAUCUAACAAGAAUCUUGAAAACGAGAAAUCAAGUUUACUAACAGCUUUACAGCUCAUACAAAAUGACUAUAAUCAGUCUAGCAUAAAGUCAAAUACCACAGAAAAGCCGUGGAAUAUUGUGAAUAAUCACAAGCCAAAUCAGAUUCAAUUAAAAUCAUCACAUAACUCCACCACUUAUAUGCCUGUCGUAAAGCCGCCUAUUAACCGAAAUGUUAUAAACUGUAGUUCUGUUAACAGAUAUGAAAUCCUUAGCGACAGCGAUCUAGCAGCGUCUGCCAAGAAUGAAGAGCCAAUCCUAACCCAUGAUGAACCUACCAUGCAACAGGAAAAAGUCAACACAAAUAAAAGCGCUACUAAAAAGCCAAUAGCAUCAUCAAAGAAAACAAGGAAAAUUGCCUCACCCAGCAAUGUCCCAGAUAAUUCCGCAAGUGCAAAGCAAAGUCAAGCGUCAUCUGAACCAAGUGCUACCCCGGUUCGCAGUACAAAAGCUAAGCGUAAUACCGUAAUCGUCGGCGAUUUGAUUAUCAAGUAUGUUAAAGGCUGGGAAUUGUCCAACGCGUCCGAGCGCGUUACAGUUAAGUCAUUCUCGGGGCGACGGUUGAUGACAUGAAGGACUUUAUCAAGCCAAUACUGCGAGAAAAAAACCAGAGAAACUAAUACUGCAUAUAGGAACUAAUGACCUACGUAGCACAGACUUAAAAGUUGUUGCUGAUAAAAUAUCCAAUUUGGUACAGACAAUCUACCAGCAGUGUCCUGAUAUCAAGGUCAUUGUUUCUGGAAUUCUUACUAGAAAAGAUGUCAAUGGCAUUGCAGACAGGGUAAGACAAACAAAUUCCUUGAUUAAAUCCUCAUGUUGUGAAAAUGGUUGGGUAUUUAUAGAGAACUCCAAUAUAAAAGGACUCUCAUCUGAAUUCCAGAGGUUUACACUUAAAUCCCUCUGGUAGUUUGCUAUUACAAAACAAUUUUAAAUUAUUACUUAGAAGUUGACUGUGUGAAAAUGUGAGUGCUAAUUCUCAAAAUUCUACAUCCAACCCAUUUCCUAAUUGUGCAAAUUCUAGGGGGUUUAAGAUGGCUUUACUUAAUAUAGCCAGCUUAAUACCUAAACAUGUUGAGGAAUUACGCAUAUAUAAACUCUUUUCAAAUUUAGAUUUAUUUGCUUUAAAUGAAACCAGAUUAGACAAUACGGAUGGCUUAGUAAAUAUCAGUGGCUACGAUAUAGUCAGGAAAGAUCGAUCUCGCCGAGGGGGUGGUGUAUGUAUAUAUCUCCAUACUUCUAUUAACUAUAAAAUUCGAAAUUAUCUGGUUCCGGAGAGUAUCGAAGCGGUCUGUUUGGAGAUUUGCAAACCAAAUAGUAAAAGUUUUAUUGUUGUAUCUGUUUAUCGCCCACCAGAUUCCACUUCUGAGUUCUUUGUUGAUUUUGAAAAGAUGAUCAAAUCGAUUGAUGACGAAAACAAAGAACUGCAUAUCUUAGGGGAUUUAAAUUGUAAUUUGCUUAAUACUGUUUCUGAUCAACCAACUAAAACCUUGAAAGCUAUAUUAAAAAUAUACCAGUUAUCUCAACUUAUUACUGAGGCGACACGAAUAACAAAUAUUUCUUGUACACUUAUAGAUCACUAUAUAACAUCUAUGCUAGAGAAAAUUAAUUCGACUGGCAUAAUUCAUAUGGGAAUUAGUGAUCACAGCUUAAUUUAUGGUAUAAGAAAAAUCAAUCCCAUUGUGUCUACACGCAAUAUGACCAGGAAUGUUGAGGUCAGAAACAUGAAAAGGUUUAACCAUAACUCUUUUAGACAGGAUCUUCUAGCUCAGCCAUGGGAGCAAAUUGUUCUGGAAUCAUAUACUGAUUCCAUGUGGGCCCUUUGGAAAAAGUUAUUUUUGGAAGUCUUGGAUAAGCAUGCCCCUGUUCAGCGUAUUAAAAAAAGAAAAUCUGGCGUUCCAUGGCUGACUGGGGAAAUUAAAAAAAUCAUCUUUGAAAGAGAUAAAUUAAAGCAUGAGGCAAUGGUGACUGGUUCCCGUGCUGCUUGGGAUAAGUACAAAUCAACUAGGAAUAAGGUCAAUAUUGCCCUACGACAAGCUAAAACAGAUUAUUUUCGCACUAAAAUAUCAAAUCAAAAUAAUAAUCCGAAAGAGGCUUGGAAGAAAUCAAUAAUAAACUUACUCGGUCGUUCUCCAGGUAAUACCGUUGUUAAUGAAUUAAAGUUUAAUGAUACAAAAAUUACCUCACCUGAAGAAAUUGCCAAUACUUUUAUAAAUAUAUAUUUUACUGACAUUGGCCCUAACUUAGCUAGUUCUAUUGAUGAUACUGACAUUACGUUUGAUCGUUUCGUCAAACCAGCUACAUAA